Branchiostoma floridae (Florida lancelet) is the source of this 1212-nucleotide messenger RNA. RefSeq lists its product as uncharacterized. The transcript is spliced from 3 exons. NCBI's taxonomy places the organism in Eukaryota, Metazoa, Chordata, Leptocardii, Amphioxiformes, Branchiostomatidae. The coding region runs from base 1 to 1131 and encodes 376 amino acids. The record is from RefSeq and is a predicted model, not a curated record.
AUGGAGGAAGGCAAAGAACAGCCGCCCCGACACAAGCCUCUGGGCAUCGUGCUGAUCGUGUUCGCCUGGUUCACCUAUGUCAUCAGGCUGACUAUCGGCUAUUUUAGACAGUUUGACGUUAUUAAGGGUUUUGUGAAACAAUACGCCGCGCAGAGAAAGGCUAAACAAUUCGCCUACGUGUUCAGACUGGUGUUCAGCUGGCUCAGGCAAUCAGCCGCUACAUGUUCGCAACUUCAGUGCAUUGACAAUUACAACGAUACUGUAUUAUGUUUCUCUACAGGUCUGUUCUCGAGCACCGUUGGCAACACCUCCCGCUUCUUUCCGAACGAGAUCGUGCCGGCUCCGUGGGUCUUCGACAUCUGGUUGGUCAUCUACGGCUGGGGCUUCCUCUGGCUCAUCUACGUCACGGUCUGCGUCUGUCGUAAAAACUCCCGCGGCUACUUCUACGUCACUCCCGAGCUCUUUCCUCCCAUCUUUUACGUCACCUGGUACGUCAAUAACUUCUUCAUCCUCUCCUGGACCUUCCUCAAUGACUCGCUCCAACGUGUAGGCGCUACCAUGCUCCUCGCUCUCAUCGCUUUCUCUCUCUACUACAUGCUGUACAUCUCCUACCGUCGUGUGGAUCAGAACGGGCCCUGGCUGACCGAGAACGCACCGGUAGACCUCUGGCUCAUUCGCGCUCUCGUUCACAACGGGCUGGCCAUCUACGGUACCUGGGUCACCAUCGCUACCCUUGUAGGUUUCAGUAAUGUCCUUACCUAUGAGAGUGGCUACGACAACGAGGAUGUGUCCACGGGCAUGCUGGGCUUACUGCUAGCAAUCAUCCUCGUCUGGUUUGUCCUGGAGAACUUCGUCUUCGAGCGGUACUGCCGAUACACCCUGGUGCCAUUUGUGGUGGUGGUCGUCGCGCUUUCGGGCCUUAUUGACAAGUACAUCCGAUUCACCGGCAGCUUGGAGAAGAGGAACGCCAUCUUCGCGUGCGUGAUGCUAGGCGUAUCCUCCUUGGUGUUGGUGGUUCGCUUCUCAUUGGUGCUCUGGCGUCACGUGACGCAGCCGCUGUACGUCAACACCGUCAAGACGACGUCGGUGAAGAAGUCGGAACUGAACGGAGGGUUCACAACAGAGCUUUGAAUCUUGUGAUCUUGUUGGACUAUAGACGUAAUGAAACGUUAAUCAUUGUGCUUCUAGGAAGCUAUAUAGACAGCCAUAGAU